Molecule: messenger RNA, 2393 nt
Organism: Nematolebias whitei (Rio pearlfish)
Lineage: Eukaryota; Metazoa; Chordata; Actinopteri; Cyprinodontiformes; Rivulidae
Gene: apeh2
Product: S9 family peptidase
Exons: 22
Coding region: 60-2276 (738 amino acids)
Biological process (GO): proteolysis
Molecular function (GO): serine-type endopeptidase activity
Source: RefSeq, a predicted model, not a curated record
UUGUCACAGACAUAUGGUUGUUAGCUGAUGUGAGCUAGCGUAGGCUAACUCAGUCCCGAAUGGACUCUGCGCAAAUCACGGGGGUGUUCGGAGAACUCUGCGGCCUCUCUACGCCGGUCUCAGCUCAUGUGAGCGAUGAGCAGCUGCCGGAGGCCCGAGUCUAUAAAGUGACAGCAGAGUGGAGUCAGAGUGACCUGGUUCGAGGUUACAGACUUAGGUACUCACAGCAGUGGACUCUGAUCACUGACAGCAGCAAUCACAAGAGCAUCAGGACCGUCCUUCCAUCAGGACCAUGUGCUCCUGUGUCUGGAGAGUUAUUGAGUGAACCGUCACCCGUUCAGGGCCUGAGGGCUGUUGUCAGAGAAGUUGGCAGCCACCAACUCCUGGAGAUAUGGGACUGCCAUGGCCUCAGAAAAUGCCUCAACCUGUCAGCCCUCAACAUACAUGGCAAAGUGUACGACGACGCUCAUUUUGGUUGUCUGUCGUGGUCCGAGUGUGAAAAGAAACUUCUGUACGUCGCAGAGAAGAUUAAGAACUCAGCAGGAGGAAGAGAUACUGGAGAACCUGCCUGCAUUAAGGACCGGAGUGUGUACUGUGAGGACUGGGGUGAGGCACUGACCAGUAAGAGUGUCCCGGUGGUUUGUGUGGUGGAUUUACAGAGUGGCACCGUCAGAGUGUUACAGGGCAUCCCAGCUGAUGUCUCACCUGGACAGGCAUUGUGGGCUCCCGGCAGUCGGUCGGUAUAUUUUGUUGGUUGGUACCACGAACCUUUUAGACUUGGACUGAAGUUCUGCUCCAAUCGCAGGUCUGCUUUGUUCGAACUCGGCCUGAAUGGGCGCUGUGAGUGUCUGUCGGGGGACAACCUUUCAGUGUCCUGUCCCAGGCUGAGUCCAGACGGAUCCGUGUUGAUUUAUCUGCAGGGUAAAGUGUUUGGUCCUCACAACCAGUGCCUCUGUGUACAGCAGCUGGAGCUUAAGAGCAGGAACAUCUCAACGCUGGUUGAUGUUGUCAACAGAUCUCAGACUGGUGAUUUUGCAGGUGUUUAUGAAGCUCUGCCGUCCCACUGCUGGUCUGCAGAUGCUCAGAGGAUUGUAUUCAGCAGCUCCUGCAGAAACUGGAAGGAUCUUUUUAUGGUUGACAGAAGAUCAAAAAAAGUCACCUUCCUGUCUGAUACCCCUCCCAUUUCUGCUGAGUCUUACAUUACACAUCCUCCUCCUCCUCCUCCUCCUCUUCCUCCUCCAUCAUCUCAUCUUCAUCAGGAGCACCAGAGAGAGGGGCAAGAUUCCUCUGAUUCUUCUAAAGUGUACGGCAGCUGGAAGCUGGUGACCGUCCAGAGAGAUCUGAUGGUCGUCUGUUGCUCCAGCCCCAACACCCCCCCCACCCUGAGGGUAGGAUUCCUCCCAUCAGAGGGCGAAGCUGUUAGCUGGCGAACUCUACAGCAGCCUGUUGUGAGCUUUGACUUCCAGUGGACAUCUCUGGACGUGACGCCUCCACCAGAGGAGGACAACACUCAGUACUCUGGUUUAGACUUCGGCGCUGUCCUGGUUAAACCUUGUCCUCUCCUUCAUGAAACCAGGACACCUCUGGUUGUCUUCAUCCAUGGCGGCCCUCAUUCCCAGUUUCCUGCAGAGUGGAACUGCACCACAGCCGGAUUGGUUAAACUGGGCUUCGCUGUACUGAUGGUGAACUAUCGGGGAUCCACUGGGUUUGGCCAGGACAGCAUUUUGUCACUGAUUGGUCAUAUCGGGAGUCAAGAUGUAAAAGAUGUCCAGAGGGCUGUGCUCACUGCGCUGCAGGGCGCCAACACCCUUGAUCCCGAACGCGUCGCUGUAAUUGGCGGAUCUCACGGUGGUUUCCUGUCUUGUCACCUGCUCAGUCAGUAUCCAAACUUCUACAGGGCAUGUGCAGCCAGGAAUCCAGUUAUCAAUGCUGCCACAUUACUGGGAACCAGUGAUAUAGUGGACUGGCGCUACACAAGUGCUGGUUUUCAGUUUGCGUAUGACAACAUACCCACUGCUGAAGUACUGGCAGCAAUGUUGGAGAAGUCACCCAUCACACAUGCAGCAAAGAUUAAGGCUCCAGUGCUUCUGAUGUUGGGUGGAAAAGACAGACGGGUGUCUCCUCACCAGGGUCUGGAGCUUUACAAAGUACUGAAGAGCAGGGGGUCACCUGUCAGGUUGCUGUGGUUUCCAGAAGACGGACAUUCUCUGUCUAGGUUGGACACUCAGGCUGACUGCUUCCUCAACACUGUGUUGUGGCUGAAACAGCAUCUUUGAGUGCACACGCGUGUGCACACACACACACACACACACACCAGUGAAACUGUUCUUCCAAUACUGAGCCAUUUCAGUUGAGCAUUUUUUACUCCGUCUUUGUAACACCAAAAGAAGACU